Molecule: messenger RNA, 1174 nt
Organism: Suillus subalutaceus
Lineage: Eukaryota; Fungi; Basidiomycota; Agaricomycetes; Boletales; Suillaceae
Exons: 3
Coding region: 18-866 (282 amino acids)
Source: RefSeq, a predicted model, not a curated record
AAUCUCUCAACGAAAUCAUGACUGAAUACAUUCUACAACAAGCUUCUGCAGUGGUCAAGAGCUUCUUUCAAAUCUUCAAGGACCCGUCGAACGAUCCGCCAGAUCCGCUCCCUCCGCGGAAGAUCCAAACAUUUUUUCCCACUCCCUUCGAUGACCGAGUCAAUGCCAUUUACUGGACCUGCGAGGUUCUUAGUGUGUAUCUUGUCAUUUCGAAAGAGUCCACAUUCCUGCAUCAACUUCAACACUGCAAAUCUUUGCAAUCUCCAGCUCACGAAUUCCUCAUGGCGUACUUCAUCACAGAGAUAGACGGCACAAGUUUCGAAAUGGGGGUAACACUAGAUCGCUAUCCAGAAAAGCCGACCGGUCUUAUACGAUCGUUGUUUCCACGGGACCUGGAACUAUCUAAGCACUGCCCAUCCCACUUUCCAUUAGCGUCCCCCCCCUCUUCCGGCAACGCCAUGCAAGAUACGGGAAAGAGCGGUGAAUAUUAUCACGCAGCCAUAAACAGUAUCAUAGUGCCUGCGUUUGGAACAUGGGGUGGACUUGAACGCAUAGCUGAAGAAGCGUUUGGACCAUACAAAGUUCUCAAUACCGUCAAAGAUACCCACAUGUCAGCAGCACAAUUCGCUACGCUCAUCGAUGUCAUCGACGAUUUCGCACCCAUGUACACACCAAUGUACCAGUGUUCGUGGUUCGCCAUGUUUUUCUUUUACAUGGUCAGGGACGAAACAGGUAGUAAAGAAUAUCCCUGCAAGGAUAUAGAUGAACGGGGCAAGCAAUUAGGCAUGACAGAGCCUUCACUUGAUCCUUGUGAUGAUGAGGAGACAGUGAGUUAUCAUUAUCGUCGGAGGAUUGCUAAACUCUGAGGCAAUCAAGGUUAGGACAGCCUGUGGUUGACAUUCAGCUGGUGUGCAUGAGUAUAUGCUCCAGCGACCCCUAUCUCAGUUUCCUGCAAGUUGUCUUUUUCAUAUCAAUGCACCCGACACAGUUAUUCUACCGUCUUUUUCUGUCAGUCACUUGUAUCACUAUGUCGGAUGCAAGUAUGUAAAUGAGAAGCUACACAUACCUUUCUGGUUGGUUGCAUAUGUACCGGAUCAUAGACAGGACAAAGCAGAUGGCACUUCUUCGAAUGUACAUAAACAGCUUCAGGGGUUAUAUGCUAGGCUAGGGGCUG